UUUCACUCCUCAUUCAUCACCAUUCACCAUUCCUCUCUUCCUUUCUAAUUUUCUCUCUUACCCUAACAAACCUAAUCUUCAUUCUCAUCUCAAACACGCAAAAUAAUCAACAACAAAAAACCAUGGCUUUUCUUUAAGACUCUCAACUCAUAAUAUUCUCUCUGUUUUAACUUAGAAAAAAUCCUCUGUUUUUCCUCUGUUUCACUUCCCCUGUUUUUAAAACAUUUUCCAUUUUGAAUAUAUAAGACAAAAUGUCUUCUUCCUUGUGCCAAGGGUUACAAUCUUGUCUUGAACCUCGUGUGAUGGAGCCACGUGUACUAAGGCUCAAAUUGGCUCCACCAGGAUCAAAUAUUUCACCACCUUCCUUAGAACAAGAGAAACCUAUCAUCAUCAACAACAAUGAAUGUGACAAAAAUGACACAAAAUCUGGAUGGAGUUUCCUACAAAAUCUUACUAAAACUGAAAAUGGAAAUGAAAAAGUUUAUGUUCAUCCAACUGUGAAACGUUCUGCUUCAAUGCUAAGUGAAAAAAGCUUAGAAAUGUGCACUGAAAGCCUUGGAAGUGAAACCGGUAGUAAUGCCGGUGAAAGUUGUGAUGAUUUUUCUUUUGAAACAAGAAAUGAUGUUAACAGCAAUAACAUCAUGACGAAUAAUUGUGUUUCUAGAAGAGUUAAUAGAGCUAGUAAUUUUCCACCACCACUCACUUCAAUAACUGAUUUUGGUGGUGUUCAUGUUAGGCCUCACCGCGAAGGCGGUAGGUUAAUAUUAGAAGCUAUUGCUUCUCCUUCUAUUACUCCUUAUUUUCAUGCAGAACGUAGCGAUGGUAGGCUUAAGCUAUGUCUUUUUGAGACUGUUUAUGAUUAUGAUGGUGAUGAUGAGGAUUAUGAAGAAGAAGAAGAAGUUGAAGAAGAAGAAUAUGAAGGUGGUGAGAGUGAAAAGGAGCAUGAUGAUGAUGAUAUUGUGAGUGAGGAAGAGUGUGUUGAGAAGGUGGAAGAUGAGAUGGGUGUGACAAAGUUUGCAAGGCCAAGAAGGUGCAAGGAAAGUGGGAAUAGAGAUUUUUUUGGUGAUGGCUACUUUGAUCAACUUCCAUCUAUUUCACUAUGUCUUUGAAUAUUAUUAUUUUUGUUUGUUUUACUACUAUUAUUUAUCUCUCUCUUGUUUUAGGAUUUGAAGACUUAUGAUUGGAGCUUAUUUCUCAUUGUCCUAAUGGAAGUUAGUUAUUAUAGUUAUUAGUUAUAUUAGGACAUUGUCCUUGUAUCUA
Messenger RNA from Trifolium pratense (red clover), 1260 nucleotides. Its product is annotated as protein FANTASTIC FOUR 1-like. The transcript has a single exon. Bases 252 to 1109 code for a protein of 285 amino acids. NCBI's taxonomy places the organism in Eukaryota, Viridiplantae, Streptophyta, Magnoliopsida, Fabales, Fabaceae. The record is from RefSeq and is a predicted model, not a curated record.